This is a messenger RNA of Porites lobata, 8604 nucleotides long. The record is from the annotation of a GenBank genome assembly. NCBI's taxonomy places the organism in Eukaryota, Metazoa, Cnidaria, Anthozoa, Scleractinia, Poritidae.
AUGGCGGACGGAGCAAGUGAUGUAGCUGUUCCGAGAUUUUCGUCAGAACUGAGAUCAAUGCGUUGUGAACAGUGUCUCUUGAAUAAAACUGAUGGAUCAGCAAGCUUUUCACAAGGUACGGUUGCAUUUUUUGUGCGGUCAGGAGAAUUCCACUUCGUGUUUUUUGACUAGACUACUGAACUUUAAUCUUAUUAAGAAAUAUAAAAGCCAACACAUGUAGAAUGUGCCAUAUUUGUCAUUGUUAUGCUGGGUAUCAUACUUUCUAGGAAAAACUGAAGUAAUUGCAGCAGCAUACGGACCAGCAGAAGUUAGAUCAAGUAAAGAGCUCAUAGAUAAGGCUACUCUAGAAGUUGUAUUUAGACCAAAAAUUGGUGUGCCUGGUAAGCAUGAAAUUUAGAUUAUAAAUAAUAAAAGGUUGAAAAAAUGCAUAGGAAAAACACCUCUUUGUUUUCCUGUUACUGCAAGAGAAAUUAUACUGUGCUCAGCUCUACUAUCAUCUGGGCAAGUAGUUUCUUUAUGUAGCACUUUACUGUGAUGUGACACUGCUUUGGCUAGUUCCCAGUUCCUCCACCCUCAUUUUCCAGUAUCCGGUGGUCUUUGCGGCUUACACUUAAUUCCAUCCGCCAAACUGACGUUGACACAUUAAUGAUUUGUAACAAAUUAGGGCUAGGGUUAGGGUUUGGGUUUGGGUUGGGGUUAGGGUUAUAUAUUUAAAUCAAACUGGUAUUCGUCACCAAAUCCUUGGUGGUGUAGGGGUUAGAGUGAUGCAUUCCAGAUCAGAUGCUCCGAGUUCGAAUCCUACUCAUUCUAUCCUCAAUUGUUUUUUUCCUUAAAAAUUGAAGACAAUUUGACUUUUAUGAACAUUUCAUCAAGAAAAUUUCAUAUAAGAAAAGUGAAAUGUCUUGUGAGAGGAGGAUGUUAGUUUGGUGGAUGGAACCAAGUGACGACCGGUCUUUGCUGGGGGGCUUCUAUGGGUCCUAUUCGCGUUUGGGACUCCGGCUGGCCUUCCCUCAAGAGCAUUGUUACAGCACCAGCAGUGACAUUUGUCUCAUUGUCAAUGCUUCCGAUUUCUGUAACAAUAUUCUUAGUUUGUAGCCCACUCUUUGUUUGGUCUCUACCCUUCAACCUUUUUGGCACUGGUGGCCCUACCAGGAAUACAAGACUCCAGCCGACAUAGCUCUAGGGUUCAUUGAGACACUCAAACUAGUCUAUCAGGUAAAGGUGGUGACCCCUUUAUGAGCAGUCCACUCUACUUUGCUGUGCUCUAAUUCAACUCAACUAAACUAGAUCCAACUCUACUGGACUUGACUCAAUUCUCCUUGAUUCUCCUGUCAUCAUCUCAUCUAUACUUUACUCUACCCUGUUUAUGCUUCUCUACACUGCUUUUCCUACUUAACUCUCCUCUACUCAACUGUACUCUAACGGUUCAAUUCCAUUUUGCAAUCAACCGACUGCAUAAGUCUAUACUUUUGUUACAAUGUACUGGACAUCAUCUUGUGGUUGUACACUGUUCUUCCCUUACUUUUAUCUACCUGCUGCCUGCUACUAAACAACUCUAUUCUGGAUUCUUUCUUUUUUCAAGGUUGCGCUGAAAAGUUAAUUGAGCGAGUUAUCCGUAACAGUUGUGAGCCUGUGGUUCUGACAACCAGACAUCCUAGGUCUUCACUUGUAGUUGUGGUACAGAUUGUGCAGGACUGUGGAUCAGUAUCCUUUAAACUUCAUCAUUAUUGAUACGAGUCACAGAAAAAUAUGAUUCAACUAAAAGUCCUAGUUUUUUUCCUCUACUUGUCUGAUAUGGAUGUACAGAAGGACACAAAAAAUUUCUUUUCAUCAAAACAACUAAAGGAACUACAAAUCAGCUCUGAUUGUUAGGUUGACUCAUUUUCUUUAUUAUUUUUUUUGGUACAUUUACCUUUCCCUACCUUGAAUAGCAUUGUUAGCUGGUUUGUGAAUAAAGCCUUUUUUUUAGUUAAGGGAAAACUGACUAUAGCAAGGAGUAUUAGUAUUUACAAAUCUGCUUAUCAUGUUUUUAAAUCUCCUGUUAUAACCAAUGGGUCUUGAAAGUGUUGACUUAACAAACCAGAAUCAAGUAAUAGCUACUUGGAAAGUUAGGUUGAAGAAAAUAUCAACUUUCGUUAAGCUUUUAUAAGGAUGGAAUAUCAGCUGAACCUUCUAGAGCUGGUUAUCAAACAGAGUUUAGCCAGUGUUUAACAAAACUGUGUUUUAAGCUAUUGACAGUUGGCUCAGCACUUUUAUCUUAAUACCAGUUAUUGUGAAUAGUCUUAUGGAAGCAACAGGGUGAACUGGAGAAAAAUUUACCUUCUUGAAAUAACCCACUCGGAAAGAGAUCUGGAGGUCCAAUAUUUUCUUUAACUGCAGCCUUAGUUAGAAUUUGUUUAAAUAACCAACCCUUAAGGUUUGGCUAUUUCAUUACUUUAGUUUUAACGCUCUGAAAGAAUACAUGGUGGCUUUCCUUAAUUGUCAAGUUACUUUCGUGUGCUAUAAAUGCUGCUUGUAUGGCUAUGGUUGAUGCUGGAUUUCCAAUGAAGUGUCUAGUUUGUGCAGUGACAUGUACCAUGAAUGAAUCUGGUGAAAUACAGUUAGAUCCUACCUCAGAACAAGAAAAGGUGAGAACGUUAGGCAAGAAUUUACACUGAACAUUACAUAACUGACACUUUAAAGUAUGCAAAAUUAAUACACUUUGUGAAGUACACUAAUGUAUGUUAACAGCCAUUCUUGGUUAUCAUCUCCUAGUUUAAAGGCCUGCCUUGUAUAGGCAGACACCUCACGGGUGAGGACCGACAAAACAUGGACCCAGUGUCCAUGGAACCCCAUUUUGAACCGGGUCCAUAUGAAGGUCCGUCAGCUCUGUGGACCCCCUGUGAUGGACCAGGUCCGUAGACACUUCUUAAACUGACAAUAAACAUUAUGGCCGGCUUCAACCUACAGAAAUAGCACAAAAAUAAGGUUUAGAGGUAUUGAUUAAUGAUAUCUAAAUAUGACUAGCCAACCUAGACCUUUUCGUGUACAGUUUGGCAAAAUUGUUUGAUGCUGUAUAUUUAUGUGUAAUAUUAUUAUUUUAUUGUUCACUUUUUCUUCAUUUAUACUUUAUAAUAUUUCUGUUUUGGCGGUUAGGAGACCAAAAAAAAGUGUCCAUAGCCAGUCCAAAAUGGGGGGGCGGGGGAUCCGUGGACCCAACCCAGGUCCAUGUUUUGUCCUCACCUGACACCUCACUCACCUCCUGUGAUGCAUCGAACACAAUGGUCAUCCCCUGGGGGGAACCCAGGGUUAAUGCAACCUUGCAUGGGGACAGUGACAUAUUGUGCAGCCUAUGAUGGAUCAUUUUAACUUAAAAGGGAGGGGGAAGGGGCGGAGAAUGAAGACUUCUGUAUCUCACAGAGGCAUUCACCUAUACAUUAACUUCAUACAUAAUUUAUUGGGCAUUGGUACAUUUUCUAGAUAGGCAUCUUUUCUCUCAGGUGCCAGUGUUAGGCAUGGAUCUCCAAGAGGCAGUGUCUUCCUUGAGAAUUCUAGUAGCAGGAGAAAGGUGUAAUGCUACAGGAGAAUGUUUUAAAAGAGGUUCCAUGUCUGAAUAAAAACUAGUCAUAGGCCGCCAAACAUUAGCCGGAGAAUUCUGCAUAUUAAACGGAGGAUUCUCUGAUCUCCAAUUUCUAAUGAACACCCUGAAGAGGUAGACAUCUCUGUAGUUCAGAUAACUUUUGGACAGAGACACAUCUGUUGGCAGACAUCACCAAUUGAAAGCCACGAACAGGUAGUCCUCUUCCACAAGGUGAUACUGUUUUGUUGGACAGUUACUUGUUCUUUUGCACAAGGAGAUGCAUGGUCACCAUACGUAUUUCUAAUUUAUUUUUGCAGAAAGCAUCAGCUGUUGCAACAUUUGCGUUUGAUAGUACCAACAAAAAUGUGAUCACAUCAUCAACAACAGGAAGUUUCACACUGCAUGAGGUAAAAACACACGCAUAUAAUUUAUGACUUAUUUCUUAUUUAAGAUAUAUUUACUAUGAUAUCAUACUAUCAUUGCUUUAAUUAGGGCCCAUGGUGCUUAUUACAUCAGUUUCUGAGUCAAAAAAGGUGGCAAUAAUUUGAAGGAGAGCACUUUAUUGAAGGAGGGCACUUAUUUUAUAUUUCAGACCUCUCCAGUAAACAUGCGGUAACAGUAAACUAGCAGAUUGUAUCUGUAAUGGAAAACGACCUCAAAGUCUUGGGGCCUGUUUCUCAAAAGUCCUGAUAAUUAGCACAUCUGGAAAGCUGUUGUUGUUUACAUUCAAGAUCAAGGUUUCAAUAGUUUUACAGAUAACAUGAAAAGACUAUCAGUUAAUAAAAUAUUACAGAAUGGUUUCUUAGCUUGGAUCUGCACUCUUAUUCUUUAGAUUUUGAUUUGAAUAUAUUUGAUUUCAGGCCUGAAAAUUUGCUGGGAUUUUUGAGAAACAGGCCCCUGUCCCCACUGAAGUUCUGGGCCCAGUUGUUCGAAAGCCGAUUAGCACUUAACCCGGGUUUCUUUUACUUGCGUUCAAAAGCAUUUUCUCGGAUAAUUUUCUCUACUAAGUUUUAGAGCUUCCAAUCAUUAACUUGUAGACAAAAAGAAUUAAAACUGAAAUGCUUUUUAAGCUUUCAAAUCUGAAUUCAAGUCUCGCACUAACCCUGGGUUAUCUUAACCCAGUUUUGAACAACUCGACCCUGAUAUUGAUAUCUAACCUGUGUACAGACACCCCUCUCCUCAGAAAGGGGAGGUGGUGUCUGUACACAUGCCAUUAAUAUCUUUUUAUCCUACCUCUUCACCAAAUAUAGGAUUACAUAUUAAAUAUAUUAUUAAAUAUAUAUUUGCGGGAGGGCUGGCUCACUUAUUUAAAGGGAACACUUAAUCAAUACUUUCAAUGAGGGUGCUACAGAACUUGAUUUGAAGGGGACACAUAUUUGAAGGAGAGUGCAAAUUGUAGUAUUGACAGUAAUUUUCACCUUAUUUGAACAGUACAAUCAGUGUUUAGAAGCCUGUCGGAGUGCUGCCAACAAACUGUUUGAGUUCUUUAGGUUAUCAAUGGAGAGGAAGCUAUCUAAGGUAUUCUUUUCUUGUCUGUAUUCUUAGUAUUGUAAUUUUUUAUUUUUUUAAAAAAAUUAUGAUCAUCCUAUGGUAAAGCUUUUUACACAUAAAAUGUCUUCACUGGGAUGAUUUUAUAACCUGGCAAAGAAAACCUAUGAUUUUGAGUGGUCGAAUAGGAUGAUUGACAGAAAUAAAAGGUGUGUUCUGUUGGUUAGCAUUUUGAAUUUGGAAGUCAUUUGUUUACAAAAAUGCAGUAAUGUAGACAAUAAUUAUGGGAUAGUUUAAAAGAGGUUAUGUCAGGCUAUUUGCUAUCUUUUUGAAAAGCUUAAUAGUGUCUUUCCAUCAAUUGAAUUCCAAAAAUAAUGAUCCAGUUUUGUUUUUUUAUAAUAUGACUCUUAAAAGAGUCAUAUUUAAGCAUUGAAACUGUUUCCUGUUGUCUUUUGCUAUGGACUGCAAGGAUGGACAUGGAUUGAAACUGGAAAGUGUUGGGCCAACUUUUUCAAGUUAUAAUACCAUGCCUACAAGAAUCUCCUAGAAAUAUUAUGAUUUUUGCUCCCUGAUGAAAUUUGUUAGGUAUCUUCUACAUAACUGUACAGGAGAAGUUUGUGUAUUGCUAGGGGCACUUAAUAAUGGCUUCAGCACAUAAAUGACCUAAAACAAUAAUAUCCCUGUGACAUAGGAUUAGCCCCUUUAAGCUAUGCAGAAGAGAAUUGAGAAGUGUCGAAACACUUUGAGAUGCUAUUAAAUGUUUUUUCCAUUCUUGACAAUUUUUGAGCUGGACCGGUUUGAAUUCUCCACUUUAAUAUGUACAUACAUACAUACAAACAUGCAUACCUAAUUUACAAUGCAGAUAUUACAGGCCUGGCUGGGUAGAGGAGAGUGAUAACUCCCGUAUGAUAGAUACGGGGAAGCUCUUUCCUCUCUCUUUCCUCUUCCAAAGGGGACCAAGGCUCCGGCCUUAUAUGACCCAAAAGAUCCUUUUUUUAACGCAAGGAACCAAUUUCCGGAACCAUUUUAGAGCGGUAUUUUUUGAAAUGCGCGAAACUCGUUGAAAUUGAAUACAGAAUAAGACGGAGUUUGAAACUCUUUUUAUAUAUUUUUCUUUAACUGCCUUAAGAGAUUUCCUUAUAGGUAAAAAAACAUCAGUUUUACAUCCUGAGGUCCUUAAGUGAGAACAAAAUCCGCGAUUUAUAACCAAAAGUGAUGUGAAUUGCAUCGCUGUCUCUUUCUUUCGGGUAUUUCCCGGGAAUAUGGAACACGAAAAUACAAAAAAGUUGAUAGUUUUGCCCUAAAAUAAUGAAAAACAGUUAAAAACGGACCCAAGGAGCACUAGGAGGUUUUAUACAGUCGACAAUAAGCAACGUCGAACAUGAUGCUGUUAAAGUAUUCUUUUGUGUACAGUAUUUCGAUUUAAUAUAUCGUAACUUACAGUCAGGCUAGUGAGAUACGUUAGGCGCGUACUAACUGGAAGAUAUAUUUGAUUUUAUUCAAGAUACUCGUCAUCUUUGCACGCGCCUUAAAAUCAUUGGGGUAAAAGCAAUGUCACAUGGUAUUUCAGGGAGCAAACAAGCGAUAAAUUUUGCGAAUAGAAGAAAUCGCGGUCGAGGUAUAUGCAGUUGAGUUUAUUCUCUCAAAACGCGAGGACAGUUUUAGACUAGCAAAAUGUACAGGUCGAGUUUGGACAAGUUUCACAUGAUUGCUUGCUGUGAGCACAUCUCCGUGGAGACCCUUUUGUGUUGUGUCGCGCGCUUUCUAUUUUUCGAUUACUGCUAUUUUUUACCCACCGAAUUCAAAAAAUAAGAACGAUCAUUUCCACCCAUAAUUUGCAAUGAUCGUCUUUAAGAUAAAACGUUCCAUUUCAUUUUCUGUUGUCAAGAAAUAAACAAACACGACCAAGAUUUGUUUGCCCGCCUGUGAAACCACGUGAUGUUGCUUUCAUCCCAUCAGUCCCCAAGCGCGUGCAAAGAUGGCGGGUACCGUGAAUAAGGUCUACCUUAGAGCGAAUUUCGUAUGACCUUGAAAAAUGGUUUCGCCUUCGGUAAGUGUUCGUUAUUUGUUUUAUCAGCCAAUGGAUGAAAAGAUCAGAACGUGGACUGUUCGUUUUCCCGCCUAAGAAAACCCUAUUAUGGAGAAGGCAUUGUUCGAUUGGCCAAUCGUUUUGCAGUAUGAUGUCACAGCGAAGUAUCGAUUCAUUUCUAGAAAGUUCUCAGGCAUGAAGUUUUUUCACCGGAGCGUUCGCUUAACCAACCAAAAGCCAUGAGCGUUUGUCAGAUCCGUUCGAUAACCAAUCAAAUCGCUGUAUUUCCGUUCGUUUGUUGUUUCUGUUUUGUUCGCGCGUUUCUAUUUCAAGGUCAUACGAAAAUCGCUCUAUUACCUGGUCGUGUGAUAUCAGUGUAAAAGUGUGUGGAUAAUACAAUCAACUUAAGUCCUUUAAAUUUGAAGUUAACUAUAACAUCGGUUCCUUAAUGUUAUUUUUUAAAACAGGACGCGAAGUUCAUGGACCUGAACAUCGCUUGAUAAUGACAAUUCUAUUGAGAGACUUAUGUGACCAAGAUUUCCCUGGCAAAACAAGGUUACUGUCAAAACAGAUAGUGGACAAUUUACUUCGCCUUUUCUUUGUUGUGUACAAAGCUGCUUGGAAAUCUAAACAACACUAGUGGUGAGAAUAAACUACAUGGCAAGUUUGGUCUUCAAAUCUUUGGUUUUUGUAACACUUUCGAAAGAUGUUCAAGUCACCAAGGAGGCGAGGCAGUGUGGCCCAGUGGCUAGCGCCUUGGACUCGCAAUGUGGUUCUAGUCCCGCUCUGACCACCAGCUGGUUUAUUGUCAGUUGUCCCGAGUUAAAAUCCUCGGCUAUGCUUGUAAAUAGCCGGCUAGUUGCUUCCUGACAGUUGGGGUUUUUUAAUCCUAUUAUGUUCUGUUUGGAUUGUAUGUUUCUAGUUAUUGGGCUGCUUGUGACACCCCAAUUAUGGUCCUCUACCCUUCCGGAAGCCCGCUUGUUCAUCCCUCAGCUGCAGGUGUAUUGCAUCAUUUAGCCGCAGGAUGAUGAUCAUCGUGAGAGUCUUGUUUGGGAUGGAUAAAAGUGUGAUUCGAUUCCCCGACGAUUAUUGCAAUUGUUGCGGACUUCUUUCUUUGGUAUUUAUACAAUGAUGCCCUCUGUCCAGUACGUUGGUAUCUCACUUCUUUCCCAUAUAGUUGUUAAGAGUGGAAGAAGUAUCUCGGCUGCAAGCUCUAGGUCUGCUAUGAGCAAUUCUGCGUUGAGGUUUUCCAGUCCAGGGGCUUUUCUAUUUUGGACGUGAUUGCUCAUAUGAUCUAUUUGUUCUUAGGUGGUGCAUUGUAUUAACGUACAUAUCAUGCUCUGCUUUUUAUCUGCUGACGUAUGCCGUUAGCCUUGAACGUCGUGCUAAAUCUCUCCAAUGCCUCCAUGGCGUGGCGUGAAAGCAGAACUUCAGAUUAUUCGGCGAUUACGUUAUUUUUGAGGGCACUUUAUUCCGUGGAGAAAUCAUGUUUAAGGGAGCUGAAUUUCUAAAAAUCUCUUAAAUUAAC